Molecule: messenger RNA, 4816 nt
Organism: Harmonia axyridis
Lineage: Eukaryota; Metazoa; Arthropoda; Insecta; Coleoptera; Coccinellidae
Product: centaurin-gamma-1A
Exons: 12
Coding region: 235-3051 (938 amino acids)
Cellular component (GO): nucleus
Molecular function (GO): GTPase activity; GTP binding; protein binding
Source: RefSeq, a predicted model, not a curated record
GGAGAUUAUAACCACACUUGCUACGGACGGCAGGACGUACAGAUACGGAAAACCGGCGAUUGUCAAAUCCGCGAAAAACCGAAACGCGCGCGAUAAGUUUUCCGGCAAGUUCAAAGAUGAAUCCGCCCACGCAGGGACCAGAAGCUAACGUCAACCGAACAGGUGAUCAGAUAAGGUGCGCUUUUCCGGCUAAGUGCUAGUGUUUUCCCGGAGUUUUCCGAGUACGUUUACGCAAUGGUGGACCUUAAGAACGAACCGGCGACAGCGCCGAAGAAGUCGCGCGGUAUUUCCAUCACUGCUGUGAAAAACUGGCUUAUGCCCGAUAAGAAAAUUGCGAUGGACACUCCGAAGUUUCAAAAGAUGCCGGAAAAUUUCCUGAGGUCUUUGAGGAGGCGGUCGUUGAGGAUCAAACGGACCAAAUCGUUGGUGUUGCCGGAAAAGAGGAAAUCCGAUUCCUUUGUAAAUAGCCAGGAAUGGACCUUGUCAAGGGCUGUUCCGGAUCUGCGUCUCGGUAUUGUUGGUUCGUUAUCUUCGGGCAAGUCCGCGCUGGUUCAUCGUUACCUUACCGGUUCGUACAUGCAAGAGGAGUCUCCUGAAGGGGGGAGGUUCAAGAAGGAGAUACUUGUGGACAAUCAGAGCUAUCUUCUGCUCAUAAGAGACGAAGGUGGACCUCCAGAACUACAGUUUACCGCGUGGGUGGACGCAGUUAUCUUCGUGUUCAGCCUGGAAAACGAAUCAUCCUUCAACGCAAUCUACAACUAUUACACCAAGAUGUCACAUUACAGAAAUUCAGCCGAGAUACCACUGAUCCUUGUGGGAACCCAAGAUGCAAUAAGCGAGAACAACCCACGUGUGAUCGAUGAUUCACGAGCUAGAAAAUUGGCAAACGACCUGAAGAGGUGUUCCUACUACGAAACGUGCGCCACCUACGGUUUGAACGUGGAACGCGUUUUCCAAGACGCAUGCCAGAAAAUUGUACAACAGCGGCUGUCGUCUUCGACCUCCUGUUUGACUCCUACCAAUUCGCGACCAUCGACGCCUAACAAUCAUUUUCACCAGAGGCAUUUUGGACCCAUCACCACACAAUCAACUAAUGGAAUAGGACAAUCACCUACGAGUAACAUGUCGCCUAGUCAUAAUUACGCUUUAGGUCAUAAGGAUUCUGCUAAUAUUCUUACGCUCGGAAAUCGUCAACCGCACAAUCUUUCAUCGUCCACUCAUCAUUUGUACAGACAAACUGAAAAAGAUCCGAUAUUCAGAUCGUACGAAGAAAAGUGGAAUUCAUCAUCCUCAACCCUUGGAAGCCAUGGCUCCUCUCAAGGACUCGUGGUACAAACUGUACCAGCUGAGAAUAAUAACGUAACUAAAUUCGCACCAUCCCACACACUGGAUAAUGUACAGAACUCACAGAACAAUACAAAAGACUCAAAAGAUCUACCUACACCGAACUCAACCCCUACAACUUCAAGAAAAAGUCGACGAAGAUCUAAUCUGUUCACAACAUCGAAGAAAGGGGAUGAGAAAUUGAAGAAUGGAGGGGAUUUCGGUAGCGGUAGAGCCAUACCAUUGAAACAGGGAUACUUGUAUAAGAAAAGUAGCAAACCCUUAAAUAAAGAUUGGAAAAAGAAGUAUGUAACAUUAUGUGAUGAUGGUAGAUUGACGUAUCAUCCUAGUCUUCAUGACUACAUGGAUGAUGUUCACAGCAAAGAAAUUUCUUUGCAAUAUGUGACCGUUAAGGUUCCUGGACAGAAACCUAGGGGCUCCAGAUCUAUCAUAACAGUUAUAGGGGCCAAUGGAAGUAACGGUAUAAACGAAGGCAUUGGUGGAUUAUCGAUUGGUGCUAAAGAUAAAGGUGUAACAGAAAGAGGCUUACUUAGUGCUUUAGACGUGAUGAAAGAUCCUAGUUCGAAAUACUCCCAAGCAAGUGGAGAUGAAGGUAUGGUACUGUCAAACAGCAGUACUUUCUUGAAUGGGGAUGGUUUGAAAACGGAAACGCCAAAUGUUAAGAAGAGGCACCGAAGAAUGAAGAGUAGUGGAGUUAAAAAUUCAGAAUAUGAUGAUCCAGAUGGCUAUGAGUUCUACAUAGUUUCGCUGGAUAACAAACAGUGGCACUUUGAAGCUGCAAGUUCUGAAGAGAGAGACGAGUGGGUUGCUGCCAUUGAGCAGCAGAUCUUGAAUUCCUUGCAACUGAGCGAAUCUUCGCAGGUUAAAAAGCUAACCAGUAGCGUGGAAGCUGCUACGAUAUUGUCAAUACGAACUAGGGUACCUGGAAAUGGAUGUUGUGUUGACUGUGAUGCUCCAAAUCCAGAUUGGGCAAGUUUAAAUUUGGGAGUCCUGAUGUGUAUAGAAUGUUCCGGAGUCCAUAGAAAUUUAGGGUCCCAUAUAUCCAGGGUCCGUUCACUUGAUUUGGACAAGUGGCCACCUGGCCAUCUUAGUGUAAUGUUAGCUAUAGGAAACACACUAGCAAAUUCAGUGUGGGAGUGCAAUAUUCAAGGGAGGUUGAAACCGAGUCCUAAUUCCAGCCGGGAAGAGAAAGAACAGUGGAUUAGAUGGAAAUAUGAGAGUAAAGACUUCUUACCUCCACCUAGCAAUACAAUGCCCCUGGGCCAACAGCUCGUAGAUGUCGUUUGUAGUGCUAACAUAAAAUCAAUCAUCCAUGUUUUGGCACAAGCCAAUACCGAACAGGUGAAUUCUCAUGUUUCCCCAAGAGAUUUGAGGACACCUUUACAUCUUGCUUGUGCAAUGGGAAACUUGGCAGUGGCUCAACUAUUGAUCUGGCAUAAUGCAAAUGUUAAAAGCAUAGAUCAAGAUGGGCGUACACCCUUAGCCUACGCUAGAGCUGCUCUGAGCAUAGCAAUUGCCAAGAACCAAACAAACAACACUGCAAAUUCUGAAGCAAAUGUAUCAACUUGUAGAAGUCUGAUUGAGCUCCUGAUAUCAUAUGGUUGUCCAGAACUAUCCACAUUUGUUCCUGGUAGUGGAACCCUUCCUCGCCGUAGAGGUAACCAAGCCAUCCAACAUUUAGAAAAAUUACCUUCAAGCAUCCUUUAGUGGGGAGAAGAUAAUAGUUUGAAGUUCUCUUUGUUAGUGAAAGAUAAUAUGCCUGUUACAGUAUAAAGAUGGAUUUUUGAACCAAGCAUCUAUAAUGAUAGUUUUGCUAUAGAUGCUGGCUUGAAAGGACGCCUAUAUGUUUGAGAAAAGAAGAAAUCACUCUGACAGAUGAAAUUGACAAUUUACUGAUUCUAUGUGUUCUGUGGGAUAACCAAUUUAGAGAAGUUUUUUCUGCUCGAUUUAAUGAUCUUUAUUAUGAAGACCAGACAAGGUGUUCAAUUAAACCCUACUUUUUAGAAAAUUUUUCUGAAAUGUUCAAUAUUCUUCAAGAACUACAUAGGUAGAUCAAAAAUUCAAACAUAGAUUAAUUCUGUCAGGAUUCACCAGUUAAUGUAGUGUAAAUGGAUAAAUUCCUCAUUAUCUUCAAUGGAUGUCCAAGUUUUAAGGAAUGCUUUCUGUUAACAUUAUUUUUUUUUGUGGACCUCCAUUUGCCUUCUAUUCUUGGACUGAUUAGGAAAAAAUUGAAUUUGUAUUAAGAUUAUUAGUGAAAAUUCGAAACAAUCAACACUACUUUGAAAUAUUUUCAAGUAGUGUAUUGAUACAUCAAAUAGUAACCUUUUUCGAUAGUUGAAACAUUUCAUUUUUGCAAAAUUAAAAUUUGACUGCCUCUGAUUGUGAUAAAAUUUGAAUCUCGUAUUCAUUAGAUUUAAUUGAAGCAUCAAUGAGAUAAUCAGAGAAUAAAUGUGUAUUUCAGUUUGAGUUAAUCAAUUAUUCAGAGAUAAUCACUUUCGUGUUUUGUAUGUAUGUGUGGAAAUCAUACUAGUAUAUACUCUCUUCGUUUCAUCAUAACUUUUUUCUUCGAGAGUGCAUCCUUAAAAAUUCAAUUUCAGAAUGAUUUUCAUUUCCUUGUAUUAGGAAGUUUAUCACUUACAAACAUGUGAAGUACAUUUGAAAAUCAUUAUCUAUAAGAUAUUUUGAUUCUGUUGGUAACCUUCAUUUUCAAAAGAUCUUGAUAGUUAUCUUUUCAGUGUUGACUCUUCAUACAGUUUUGUGCAGAUAAUUUCCGAUUAUUUGAUUUGAAACUUUCCUCUUUGAUCAAUUCCCUGGUUAAAAUAUACAUGUAUAGUGGCUUUUUAUGAUUAUGCAUAUCCAAUGACUAUAUUUUCAGAAAAUUUCCAAAACUAGGGAAACUUUGUUUCCCAUCGAAACUUAACAAAAUUAUUUGUGGUGCAAUGUGACGUUUCUUCAUUUCAAAUUGAGUUUAAUGUUUCUGCAAUCUAUUGAAUUCCUAUGUGCUAUAAGAUUAUCUAGGGUCUAAGUUUGAACAGUGUGUUUUCAGAUGAUUUAUAAAUAUAAUACUUCACUUGAUGCAAUAUAAAUCUUGCAACUAUGGCACGUACUUAUUUUAUACUUUGUAUAGUGAACUCAAUGUACUUAUGUACGUAAUAUUAUUUUGUUUCUUCAAAAUGUGGAUAAGAAUAAGAGUCUAAAAAUUUUUAUUGACUAAAAAAAUCUUUUAUAUGUCUAUUUACACUAUUCAUAUCUUGUAAAUGAUAGUGAUUUAUUUAUUAUAUCUAUUUGUAUGAGUUGCAGUGUUUGUGUAUAACCUCUUAUUUGUCCAUUCUGGAAAUACUCAUUUUGUUAUUUUUUGUACAUAACUUCGCCAAAGAAAUUGUAUCUUAUAUUGUUUUGUAUAUAUAAGUCAGAUUUUGUACAGAAAUUAUAUAUGUUGUUCUUCCUUACAUAAAAUGUUAUUUGAUUCUUU